AUGGAACGUAAAAUAAACAGGAGAGAAAAAGAAAAAGACUAUGAGGGGAAACACAACAGCCCUGAAGGUACUGAUCAAGGAAAGAGCUGCAAAAUGCUGACGACUCUCAAUGUUGGUGGAUAUUUGUAUAUUACUCAAAAACAAACACUGACCAAGUAUCCAGAUACUUUCCUUGAAGGUAUAGUCAAUGGAAAAAUCCUUUGCCCCCUUGAUGCAGAUGGUCACUACUUCAUAGACAGGGAUGGACUCCUUUUCCGACAUGUUCUGAACUUCUUACGGAAUGGAGAACUUCUACUACCAGAAGGAUUUCGAGAAAAUCAACUCCUGGCCCAAGAGGCAGAAUUCUUUCAGCUUAAAGGGCUGGCUGAAGAAGUGAAAUCAAGGUGGGAAAAAGAACAGCUAACAUCCAGAGAGACUACUUUCUUGGAAAUCACUGAUAACCACGAUCGCUCACAAGGUUUGAGAAUCUUUUGUAAUGCUCCUGAUUUUAUAACAAAAAUUAAAUCUCGCAUUGUACUGGUGUCUAAGAGUCGGCUAGAUGGAUUUCCAGAGGAGUUUUCAAUAUCUUCAAAUAUUAUUCAAUUUAAAUACUUCAUAAAGUCUGAAAAUGGCACACGACUUGUGCUAAAGGAAGACAAUACCUUUGUCUGCACCCUGGAAACUCUUAAGUUUGAGGCUAUUAUGAUGGCUUUAAAAUGUGGCUUUAGACUGCUGACCAGUCUCGAUUGUUCCAAAGGGUCAAUUGUUCACAGCGAUGCACUUCAUUUUAUCAAGUAA
Messenger RNA from Gracilinanus agilis (Agile Gracile Mouse Opossum), 777 nucleotides. It is a transcript of the gene KCTD4, whose product is annotated as potassium channel tetramerization domain containing 4. The coding region runs from base 1 to 777 and encodes 258 amino acids. Gene Ontology annotation, biological process: protein homooligomerization. Gene Ontology annotation, molecular function: protein binding. NCBI's taxonomy places the organism in Eukaryota, Metazoa, Chordata, Mammalia, Didelphimorphia, Didelphidae. The transcript has a single exon. The record is from RefSeq and is a predicted model, not a curated record.